Messenger RNA from Nicotiana tabacum (common tobacco), 2706 nucleotides. The record is from RefSeq and is a predicted model, not a curated record. Lineage: Eukaryota; Viridiplantae; Streptophyta; Magnoliopsida; Solanales; Solanaceae.
UAUUCCUUUUUCCCUCACCCAAAAACCAAUCUAAUAAAACAUUUCAGCCUCCUAUUUACAGACUUCAGCAAACACAGAGCACACUCUCAUGGCGUCCAAUCCAAUUCCUCCUCCAUCAUUCAGACCACCAAGAACCGACCCAUUAACCCAAAAAAAUCUCAUCAUACCCGGGUCCAAAUCCAUUGACCCGAAUUCUUCACUGAAUCUUGAGAAGCUAAAGGAGAAAGAAGCAAAAGAGAGAAAAGAAGAAACCAAUAAAAAGAUAGCUUCACAAAAAGCCAUAUCCAUAAUUCUACGUAGAGAAGCUACAAAAGCAGUUAUUGAGUAUAAGAAGAAAAAGGGGAAUUCUAAGAAGCUUUUGCCACGUACUGUUCUUGAAGCUCUUCACGAACGUAUUACUGCUUUGCGUUGGGAAUCUGCUCUCAAGGUCUUUGAACUCCUCCAGGAGCAGCUGUGGUACAGGCCCAACGCGGGUAUUUAUAUCAAAUUAAUCGUCAUGCUUGGGAAAUGUAAGCAACCCGAAAAAGCUCAAUCCCUAUUUGAGAUGAUGGUGGAAGAAGGCUGUGUCGUGAAUCAAGAAGCUUACACUGCUCUUUUGUCUGCCUAUAGCCGCAGUGGUCUUUUUCACAAAGCUUUUUCUAUCCUAGAAGAGAUGAAGAACACUCCAAACUGCCAACCCGAUGUCUUCACAUAUACCAUCCUGAUGAAGUCCUGCCUUCAGGUUUAUGACUUCGAUAAAGUGCAAAUCCUGCUUUCGGACAUGGAUUUUAUGGGAAUUAAACCCAAUACAGUAACAUAUAAUACACUCAUUGAUUCCUAUGGCAAAGCAAAAAGGUUCAAAGAGAUGGAAUCCACACUUGUUGAAAUGCUGCGGCGAAGAGACUGCAAGCCAGAUGUGUGGACCAUGAACUCAACAUUGAGAGCAUUUGGUGGCAGUGGGCAAAUAGAAAUGAUGGAAAAAUGCUACGAGAAGUUUCAGAGUGCUGGAAUUGAACCAAGCAUUAAGACAUUUAACAUACUCUUAGAUUCAUAUGGGAAAACAGAAAAUUAUGAGAAAAUGAGUGCUGUAAUGGAGUUUAUGCAGAAAUACCAUUUUUCAUGGACGAUAGUUACCUAUAAUAUCGUAAUAGAUGCAUUUGGAAGGGCUGGGGAUUUAAAGCAGAUGGAAUUUCUUUUUAGGCUGAUGCAGUCUGAGAGGAUAAAACCAAACUGUGUUACUCUUUGUUCACUUGUAAGAGCAUAUGGGAAGGCUGGUAAAGCUGAAAAAGUCGGAGCUAUUUUGCGAUUCAUUGAGAAUUCUGACGUGGCGCUUGACACAGUGUUUUUUAACUGCCUAGUGGAUGCGUAUGGGAUGAUGGGAUGCUUUGUGGAGAUGAAAGGGGUACUUGAGAUGAUGGAAAGAAGCGGAUGUAAGCCCGAUAAGAUAACGUACAGAAGUAUGAUUAAAGCCUAUUCAGUAAAUGGAAUGAGUAGCAAAGCGACGGAGAUGCGAAACCUACUUGCCUCAUUGGAAAAGGCGCGAUAGCUUCUUAGUUCAAAGGGCUAGGAAUUCCAAUGGACAAGAAGGUGUUUUUACGAUCACAUGCCUUUGGUACGAUAACUUCUGAGAUGCCGUUGUUGUGGCUUCAGAUAGAGGUGCAAGAGUUCUCAGUCGCCUCAGUGUUGAACUGAAUACUGUCAGCUAAGGAAAAGGAUUGUCACUAAACAGCUUAAUUUGCCAAUGAACACAAUCAGGUAAAUUAUUCAAAGUGCCUUGAAGAUAUACAACCAGGUCUGGUGUACCCUCUCUUUUGCCCUUUCAAUCCCAUAGGAUUCAGUGCCUAAAAUCUUGUUUUUUCCUGCAUAAAAUUUAUCCCACACCAUCAUAGAUUGUCCAAUAUAAGACACUGUAGUAUGGUUGUUGUUAGAUCUGUAUGUAAAUCGUCUAAUGGUAAUUUUUCCCAUUGAUCUUUUACCUGGAAAUUUGUACUGACAAAUAGGGGAGACGGACAAAAUACCUUUUUCGACUUAUAUAUGGAUUCCCAUGAACUCAUUUUGAUUUGCAGUUAUUUGUCCAUCAGCUUUGGUAUUUAUGCUGAGGUAAAUCAUGGUUCCAUUGCUCUGCUCAUUAUUUGUGUUAGUUUUUGUGAAAAUCUACCCGUGCGUUGUUCUUGGUCUAUGGAAAGCAUUUUGAUUCAUUUUCUGGAAACCAAAGAGCUUUAAUAAACGAGCCCUAUUGCUCCCAUUUUAUCAGUUUGUUGUUGCCAUGUUAAGUGCAAAAGUUGGUUUUCCAUACUAUGAGAGAACCUGUACUACUUUUUUUAGCAUUUGACCUCUGUGUUUUGAUGUCUCUGAAAUGUGUAUUUAAUGAUCUUGUCAGCUGGAACUGGACUGUGGUUGAGAGGAGCAGUCAAUGCAGCUUAGACCACCAACACAGAAUCAGUUUUCCAAGGCCAAGAUUAUGCUAACUUAGGCUUCCAUCCGUCUCUUGAGGCUCAAUUGAAGCAGCAGUCAAACAAUUGUCUUUCUCAAAUGUGCCUAAGAAAUAUUCACUAUGACAAACAACAACAAACCGAGUGAGGUAAGGUAGUGCUUACGCAGACCUUACUGUCAUCGUGUGAAGGCGGAGAAAUUGUUUCUGAUAGACGCUGAAUUAGGAAAAGCAUAGUCACAACAUUGUUGAACUAUUCACUAUGGCAAAAUCAUAGUUAUAUCUUUGAAUGAUUA